Molecule: messenger RNA, 939 nt
Organism: Trypanosoma rangeli
Lineage: Eukaryota; Euglenozoa; Kinetoplastea; Trypanosomatida; Trypanosomatidae
Exons: 1
Coding region: 1-939 (312 amino acids)
Source: RefSeq, a predicted model, not a curated record
AUGGCACUACCUGAAGCAGACAAUAUUCUUUUAAAUUCUUCACCUGACGUGCUUAGUAGGGCGAUUUCAAGCGUGUUUCGUCGUCUUGUAGCAAAUCUAUUAUUGGAUUUCGAAAAUCAAAAAUAUCAUGUCGUCCGAGCAGAAAACAAGCUCAUUCGUGAUGCAUUAAAACCACUGUCAAGCGCGGUAGUAGAAGCUUUAUUUACAGGCAUAGGGUUUGACCAAAGUAAAAAUGCAAAUUCUGAAGUAAUUUAUAUAUUGACGGGAGAUGAGGAGAAGAUUCAGGCGGCCGAUCGUUUUUUAUCUCGCUUGGAGGAGGGUAUAGAAAGUAUAAAAAGAAAGGAACUCGAAUUACAACUCCUUUCUCCACGAGCUAGAAAACAUCGAGAAGAGGAGGAAAGGCGGCAACAAAUUCUUCAAGAAAUCCGACGUAAUGCGAUAGAACGUAAGGGUGAGGCAGCUCGUAGCGGCCUCGCAACCUCGAUGACAGUGAUGCAUCCCGAAGACUUUUCAUCAGUAGAGAACUUGAUAGAACCAGCGAGGCGAACACUUUUAAGGACCGGAAGAGUGCGAAACUGUCUUUUUGAAGGACGACAUUUUACCUUACGUUGUAUGAUCCAUGGAAGGGCAUACGCCUGCAAAGAGGGAUGUGAAGCAGAUGCACUGGAGGCGCAUUGGCAUCUUUUUACAGGGAAAAAUUUAAUGUACGCUUACGUUGCCCAUCUUUCACAGGAUGCUUCCACUUUGAUACAUCUUGGAGUUGAGCAUGGUUAUCAAUAUAACUCUUUACCUGGCACAAAAAACUUCCGUCAAACGGUUCAUUUUAGUGCAAAACGAACAAAUGAGCUAACUGGGGCAUUGGAAUAUAUUGAUCACCCUGAUCGACCUUCUAAAGUAUGUAUUUACUGCGGUGUACCAUUCUCAGAGUUAUUUCUAUGA